Salarias fasciatus (jewelled blenny) is the source of this 2256-nucleotide messenger RNA. RefSeq names its product aldehyde dehydrogenase 7 family, member A1 (gene aldh7a1). The transcript is spliced from 2 exons. Bases 93 to 1721 code for a protein of 542 amino acids. Gene Ontology annotation, molecular function: aldehyde dehydrogenase (NAD+) activity. Lineage: Eukaryota; Metazoa; Chordata; Actinopteri; Blenniiformes; Blenniidae. The record is from RefSeq and is a predicted model, not a curated record.
UCCGCCCAAACUGUGACGUACAAAUAGAGAGACGGUGAGGUCUUUCGUGCUCUGGAGGGUACGUGCUCCUGCGGAUCUGAUAUCAACCACUCAUGCAGCGUUGCCUGACUCUGACACUUGCCCGGCACAGCAGGCUCCUCUUGAAAAAUAAGUUUGCAUCUUCUCACCACCCGCAGUCAGCAGCCAUGUCGGGUCUUCUCAUCAACCAGCCCAAAUACGCCUGGCUGAAAGAACUGGGCUUGUCAGAGGACAACCCAGGAGUUUACAAUGGGAGCUGGGGAGGCAGUGGAGAGGUCGUCACAUCGUACUGCCCAGCCAACAAUGAGCCUAUUGCCAGAGUUACCCAGGCCACUUUGGCUGAAUAUGAAGAAACUAUCCAGAAGACUAGAGAAGCUUGGAAGAUGUGGGCAGAUAUCCCUGCACCCAAAAGAGGAGAGAUUGUGAGGCAGAUUGGCGACGCAUUAAGAAAGAAGAUCAAUGUUCUUGGAAGUCUUGUGUCUCUUGAAAUGGGCAAGAUCUAUGUUGAAGGGGUGGGUGAAGUUCAAGAGUACGUUGAUGUCUGUGAUUAUGCUGUUGGUCUGUCUAGAAUGAUCGGGGGACCGAUCCUGCCAUCAGAAAGACCAGGUCAUGCCCUGAUUGAGCAGUGGAAUCCUGUUGGCCUCGUUGGCAUCAUCACAGCCUUCAACUUUCCCGUUGCUGUCUAUGGCUGGAACAAUGCCAUUGCUCUAACCUGUGGUAAUGUCUGCCUCUGGAAAGGAGCCCCUACUACACCUCUCACCAGUGUUGCAGUUACCAAGAUUGUGGCUGAGGUGCUUGAGAAGAAUAACCUCCCUGGUGCCAUUUGCUCUAUGACCUGUGGUGGUGCAGAUAUUGGCACUGCCAUGGCCAAAGAUGAGCGUGUGGACCUGCUGUCUUUCACAGGCAGCACUCACGUUGGCAAAAUGGUGGCCAUGAUGGUGCAAGAACGGUUCGGUCGCAAGUUGUUGGAGCUAGGUGGAAACAAUGCUAUCAUUGUUUUUGAAGACGCCGACCUGAAUCUAGUGGUGCCUUCUGCUGUUUUUGCUUCUGUGGGAACUGCAGGCCAGCGCUGCACCACUACCAGAAGGUUGAUGCUGCAUGAGAGCAUCCAUGACACAGUGGUUGAAAGAAUAGCCAAGGCAUACAAACAAGUUCGCAUUGGAGACCCCUGGGACCCCAGCACCCUAUAUGGUCCUCUGCAUACCAAGCAGGCUGUGGAGCAGUAUCUGGCAGCUGUUGAGCAGGCCAAGCAGCAAGGUGGCACCCUGGUCUGUGGAGGAAAGGUCAUGGACCGCCCUGGAAACUACGUUGAGCCCACCAUCAUUACAGGACUGGCUCACGAUGCACCUAUCGUCCAUACUGAAACCUUUGUCCCCAUCCUGUAUGUCCUCAAGUUCAAGACGGAGGAAGAGGCGUUUGCCUGGAACAACGAAGUCCAGCAGGGUCUGUCCAGCAGCAUCUUUACUAAAGAUAUGGGCCGGGUCUUCCGCUGGCUAGGGCCCAAAGGAUCCGACUGUGGUAUCGUCAAUGUCAACAUUCCUACAAGUGGAGCUGAGAUCGGUGGUGCAUUUGGCGGGGAAAAGCACACAGGAGGUGGCAGAGAGUCAGGCAGUGACUCUUGGAAGCAGUACAUGAGGCGGUCAACAUGCACAAUCAACUACAGCAAGGAUCUUCCUCUGGCCCAGGGAAUCAAGUUCGAGUGAAGCUCUUGGCUGCUUUGUUGUUUAGGUUGCAACACUAAAUAUCUUCAGGAGUAGAAUGAUGCUGAAUACUUUUUAAUACUGAAAGGUCAGCUUCAGUUUAAGAAAAUUGAGUCAUUUAGGAUCUGUGUCGGUAGACAUUAAGUUUGUCUUUUGCUGUGGCUUUAGAUAUGAAUCUGACAAUUGAAACAACUUUCAGUAUGCUCUUUAAAAGGUCAAAUCCUGUUUCAAAUUUGCGUGCACUUUUCUACAGGCACAAGAAGUACGAGUGCCAGAUGACUGUAACUGAUGCUUUAUACUGUACAAUAAAUAAUACAUUUAUUUUGGAGCAAGAUUUGCAUAAGUCUUAUUGAUGUGUAGAUUAAAUAGUUAAGUAGCAUUUCAUCGCAGAUUAACUGAAUAGAUCUUAUCAAGAUUUCUAUGUUCUAGAUUUAAAACCUCUGCACCCCUUUCUCUACAUCAAUAUGCAUGAAUUUGUAUUUGAUGAACUCUGAAAGAACAAACCUGUUGCUCUCUGGCAAAAAAUAAAUACUUUUGA